UGGGUGUUCGCAAAUGUCGUUCUCUGGUAGGUGUUCGCAAAUGUCGUCCUUUGCUAGGUGUUCACAAAUGUCGUUCUAUGCUGGGUGUUCGUAAAUGUCGUUCUUUCGUAGGUGUGUGUACGCAUAUGUCGUUCCUUUGUGGGUGUUCGCAAAUGUCGUUUUUUGGUAGGUGUUCGCAAAUGUCGUUUUUUGGUAGGUGUUCGCAAACGUCGUUUUUUGGUGGGUGGACGCAAAUGUCGUUCUAGAUCCCUAUUGUUCAUCUUCCCUUAAUAUGUAUUACUGUAUUAAUUUUCCAAAAAAGGCUAAUUUAGUAAAAAAAAUUUUUCCUUUUUUCCAAAAUUUCUCCCUUUAGAAUCCUUGUUAAAUGCUAUUUUUCACCUAAUUUAUUCUUCCAAUCUUUCCCAUCCAAAAAAAAAUUUUUUGGUAUUGUCUGAACAAUUAUAUUUUUACUUUAUGAAAAGGCCUUUUAUCCUUAAAUUAAAUUUAAAAAAAUCCUUCUUUUUAAAAAUCCAUGUUUAUUCAAAAAAAACACACACACAAUUUUCCCACCUACACACAUAAUUUAUCUCUUUUUUCACUCUAAUUGGCUUUAAGCUUGAAUAAUUUUUUUUAAAAAUUCUUCUCGUAUUUCGCACUUUGCUAGAAUAUUUC
This is a messenger RNA of Meloidogyne enterolobii, 651 nucleotides long. NCBI's taxonomy places the organism in Eukaryota, Metazoa, Nematoda, Chromadorea, Rhabditida, Meloidogynidae. The record is from the annotation of a GenBank genome assembly.